GAAGCGGGGCGCGGCACUGCGACCGCCGCCGCCCGAGGCGCGAGCGCGGGGCCAUGCCGGGCCGGAAGUCGUCGAAGGAGAAGAAGCGGCGGCGCUCCCGCUCCUGCUGCCCGGACGGAGCGGCGGGCGGCGACAGGAAGCGGCGGAGCGCCGAAUCCGGCCGCGCUGCCCCGGAGGAAGAAAAAUGCAACGUGCCAUCUGGAGAAAAAGUGGAAGAACCCGAGCAAUUCAGUGAUGUAGAGGAAGGGGGAUUAGAUCUCAGCGUGUCUCUCAAACCGGUCAGCUUCUACAUUGCAGACAAGAAAGAAAUGCUUCAGCAGUGCUUCUGUGUCAUAGGGGAGAAGAAACUCCAGAAGAUGCUGCCUGAUAUUUUAAAGAGCUGUUCCAUGGAUGAAAUCAAAAGGCUUUGCUUGGAGCAGUUGGAGAUGUUGUCUGAAAAAAAACUGUUGAAGAUACUUGAAGGCAAGAGUGGAGCUGAUUCUGAUACUGACGAGGAUGGAGAUGGAGAAGACAAGACUGGAGGUGAAUCAGUCAGUCAGCAGGACAACAGCAUAGACUCCACUUCUUCUUUGAGAGAAGACAAGCUGGAAGGUCAGGAAUCAAAACAAGGCAAAGGAGAAGAUAGUGAUGUCCUCAGCAUAAAUGCAGAUGCAUAUGAUAGUGACAUAGAGGGUCCAUGUGAUGAAGAAGGCAGCCCAGACAUGCAAGAAGACACUGUCAGAAGUGGAGCUGGUCAGAUCGAUGACCUUCAGAAGGACAUUGAGAAAAGUGUGAAUGAGAUACUGGGGUUGGCAGAAUCUAGCCCAAAGGAGUCUAAAGCAGCAAGCUUAGCUGUUCCUCCAUUAGAAGAUGUUCAGCCAUCAGCACAGCAGCUAGAGCUCCUUGAGCUUGAAAUGAGAGCCAGAGCUAUUAAGGCUCUAAUGAAGGCUGGUGAUGUAAAAAAACAGCCCUAAGAUUGUUUACAAUAAAUUCUCAGUAUCUUUUUAAAGAUGUUCUGUUUAUUCAUAUAGUUAUAGGGGUUGGAAUGAACCUAAGGAAAACAUCUAGUCCAGCCUCCCUGCUAAAGCAGGUUCCCUGAAGCUGGUUGCACAGCCAAGUCUCCAUGAGCGUUUUGAAUAUCUUCAGAGGAAGAGACUCCACUACCUUCCUGGGUAGCCUUUUCCAGUGUUCUGUAGCUCUCACAGUGAAGAGGUUUUUCCUCAUGUUAACAUGGAACUUGCUGUCUUCCAGUUUAUGUCCAUGACCCCCUUGCUGGGUGCCACUGCAAAAGGCCUGGCCCCAACCUCUUUGUAUCUGCCCUUUAGAUAUUUGUGAGCAUUAAUAAGAUCUUUUCUCAGUAUUAUCUCCUCCAAGGUGAACAGUCCAAGGUCUCUCAGGCUUUCCUCAUAAGGGAGAUGCUCCAGACUGACAGUCAUCGGUCAGUCAUCAUCACUGUGGUCCUUUGCUGGACACUCCAGCUUUCUUGAACUAGGAAGUCCAGAACUAUACACAGUACUUCAGAUGCCAUUCAGCAUCAGCCUCACUAGAACAAAAGGGAGGGGGAUGAUCACCUCCCUCCAGCAGCUGGCCACGCUCUUUUUAAUGCACCCCAGGAUCCCAUUGGCCUUCUUAGCCACAAGGGCACACUGCAGGCUCAUGGCCAACCUGUUGUCCAAUAGGGCACUGGUGUCUUCUCCACAGGGCUCCUUUCCGGCAGGUCAGCUACUGUCCUGUAUUGAUAUGCCUGAUCCCAAAUCUACGACUCUACACUUGCCCUUGUGCAACCUCCUAAGUUUCCUCUCUUCCCAACUCCCCAGCCUGUCCAGUCUUGCAGAAUGGCAGCACAGACUUCUGGUGUAUCAACCCCUCCCUGCUUUGUAUCAUCAACAAACUUGCAGAGGGUGCACUCUAUCACUUCGUCCAGGUCAUUGGUGAAGAAAGUGAACAAGACUGGAUCCAGUACUGACCAUGGAGGAUCACCACUAGGUACAGGCUUCCAACUGGACUCCACGCUGCGCACCACAACCCACUGAGCUCUGUCAGUCAGCCAGUUCUCAAUCUGCUUCUCUGUCUGCUCAUCUAUCUCGCAUUUCCUAAGCUUACCUAUGAACAUGUUCUGAGAGACAGUGUCAAAAGCCUUGCUAAAGUUGGGAUAGGCAACAUCCUCUCAACAGCCCGCCUCCCAUCUGCGCUGCUGUCAUGCCACCAUAGAAGGCUACCACGUUGGUCAAGCACAAUUUCCCCUCAGUGAAUCCAUGUUGACGACUCCUGAUGAUGCUCUCUUCCACUUGCUUGGAGAUGACGUCUGGAAAAAGUUGUUCCAUCACCUUCCCUGGGAGAGAGUUGAAGCUGACUGGCCUGUAGUUUCCUUAGUCCUCCUUCUUGCCCUUCUUGGAGGUUGGAGUGACACUGAAUUUCCUCCUGUCCUCAGACACCUCUCCUGUUCUUCAUAACCUUUCAGAGACGACAGAGUUGUUGAGCAACCACCUCUGCCAGCUCCCUCACUGCUCAGAAGUGCAUCCCUUAGGAGAUUAUGGAUCUGUGUGUGUUGAUUCUGCCUAGAAUCAUAGAACCAUAGAAUGGCUUAGGUUGGAGGGGACCUUAAGUAUCAUCUAGCUCCAACCCCCUGCUAUGGGCAGGGUGGCCAGCCAGCAGAUCAGGCUGCCUGGGAUCCCAUCCAACCUCACCUGGCAUUUCUCCAGGGAUGGGGCAUCGACAACCUCUCUGGGCAGCCUGUGCCAGCACCUCACCACCCCAUGUGCAAAAACUGUCUUCCCUGACAUCUAAGCUAAAUCUCUCCUUUUUAGUUUAAAGUCAUUCCCCCUUGUCUUGUCGCUACCAGACAGUGUAAAAAGUUGGUCUUCCUUCUGCUUGUAAGCUCCCUUCAAGUAGUGGAAGGUUGCAGUGUAGUCUCCCCAGAGACUUAGAUGAUCUCUGACUAAAUCCUCCUUAUCAAAUGAGAAGUCUUCCCUUCUCCAGAUUCCCUCUUGUCUCCAGAGUCUGGGAUUCCCGAGGGGCAGUCAGUAGUAAAGACGGAAGCAAAGAAGGCAUUCAGUAACUGCCUUCUCAGUGUCCUCCAUUAUGAGGGCACCCACCUCAUUCAGCAGCAGGCCCGCAUUCUCUAGUCCUCUUUUCGCUACUCAUAAACUGAAUGAAGCCUCUCCUCUUGCCCUUCACCUUCCUUGCAAGAUUUAAUUCCAAAUGGGGCAUAGCCUUCCUUGUUGCAUCCGUGCAUGCCCUGACAAUGUACCUAUACUCCUCCCAAGCAGCCAGACCCCUUUUUCACAUUCUGUAAACUUUUUUCUAUCUGAGUUUUUCCAUGAGCUCCUUGCUAGUCCAUGCAGGCCUUCUGCCACCUUUGCCUGAUUCUUGCUCUUCCAGAUGCACUGAUACUGAGGUUGGAGGAAGUGGUGCUUGAGUGUCAACCAACUCUUAUUUCCCCUACCUUCCAACGCUCUGUUCUCUUCAGUGCUGAAGUGUAUUUGGGCUGGGUGUGUGACAUUCCUUUUUCAGACUCUUACAGUGUUCCUUAUUGUUUCCUUUGCCUUUGGUGUGCUGCUUCAUGCCCAGCACAAAUGAGUUGGUUUGAUGCUGCCCUGAGCCCACCCAGCAGCCUCUGUGCAUGUCUUCAAAGGGGCACACCGUGUACGGAGCUAUGCCAUGAACCUGGCGCCUUCAGCACAAGACAGAAGAAGCGAGUUCUUUGUAUCUUCAUGGCUGGAAAAUAACCGACUGUUCUAUUUAUUUGCACCUUUUUAGUUGAGAAACUCAAUUUGUAUAUUGUUCAUUAGAAGUACCAUUUUUGGACUCCUUGAGCAUUGUGACAUCCUUGAGCAUUCUUCCAUGCAAUCGGACAUGUUGUUUCUCCUUGGGGCCAGGUCAAAAUAAUGCAGGUGUUCUGGUUAAAUUAAAUAGCAAUUCACUCUGAGAAAGUUAAAAGUGUGGUGAGGCUUUAGAAAGCCGAUUUGCUGAACGUGGAACUGUUGUUGUGUUUUUUGUUUGUUUGUUUUGGAAUAAACACUGUUGAACUGUCUUAUUUUCAGAGUUCUGAAAGUGCCUGUAAGUGACAAAUACCAGGGGUUUUGUUGCUGGUUGUUUAAUUAUGUUCCUCUUUCCCACUGUUUUUGUGUUGUGUCAUAACGGAAAUAAAGAAAAUGGAGUUGUUUUUUUUC
Gallus gallus (chicken) is the source of this 4151-nucleotide messenger RNA. It is a transcript of the gene CAAP1, whose product is annotated as caspase activity and apoptosis inhibitor 1. Lineage: Eukaryota; Metazoa; Chordata; Aves; Galliformes; Phasianidae. The transcript has 6 exons. Bases 54 to 953 code for a protein of 299 amino acids. The record is from RefSeq and is a predicted model, not a curated record.